Messenger RNA from Dufourea novaeangliae, 1204 nucleotides. Its product is annotated as popeye domain-containing protein 3-like. The record is from RefSeq and is a predicted model, not a curated record. Gene Ontology annotation, molecular function: cAMP binding. Gene Ontology annotation, cellular component: sarcolemma. The transcript is spliced from 7 exons. The coding region runs from base 122 to 1204 and encodes 360 amino acids. Lineage: Eukaryota; Metazoa; Arthropoda; Insecta; Hymenoptera; Halictidae.
CCUGCUAAGUCACGAGAAUACUUGCAAAUUUGACCAAAACAAACUAGUGAGCAUGGACACCUAAGUAGUGUUUUAGGCGUCGUUCUUCCUCCCCCUUUAACUCCAAUCACCGAUAGUGAAGAUGAGUCCCGGUCUUGGACACGACCCUCUUCCCUCAUACAAUAUCACCGCAUUAGGAAACACAGCCCUGUGCCUAUGGCAGCAACCGCAGCAUAUGUUGUUCCAGCUGGCGAAUUUUUGUUUCGCGUUGUCUUAUUCGGCUCCAUCCUCCAGAAAAGGAAUACUGUUUAUGCACUCCGUCCUGAUAAUUGGGUUCAUGUUGCUUUCUGGUUGGGCAUGGCACGUGAUAUGCGCACCGGAUAUAUUUUCCUGGAACUUCAGUUUCUUGGUGUUGAACAUUGGACAACUCGUUUACAUUGUCUAUCAAAUGAGACCUGUUCGAUUCGAUCCUGAAUUGGAGGAGGUGUACCAUACACUUUUCUACCCCUUUAAAGUGUCUCGGCUGCAAUUUAAAAGACUCGUGUCUCCAGAAUUUGCGUCUAUAAUGUCACUUCAUGCUGGAGAAGCGUACGCCAUGCAAAAUUUAACCCGAACCGACAGAUUAGGCCUGUUACUAAAUGGGAAAGUGAAUGUUCUCAGCGAUUCAAAUUUCUUGCACCCUAUAUUGCCUUGUGAGUUUCUCGAUUCGCCAGAAUUCGAGAGCUCUAGAGCGUCUGUCGAUGAUAAAUUUAAGGUAUCAAUUGUUGCGGCCAGCUCAUGCAGGUACUUAUAUUGGCAAAGAUCUGCGCUGGAAUACCUUCUUGUUAAAGAAGCAUAUCUCGCCACAGUCUUAACGACGCUGGUUGCUAGGGACAUAGCCACCAAACUGUAUGCAAUGAAUAACAAGAUUGUUACAGACAAAGGGUCACAUCUGGACAUCAGACUUCCUAGCAUCAGCGCAGGAUUGAACAUAAGUGGUGAAUACAGAAGUCCAAGAGCGUCCAGGCAGGCGUUGAUCCGUAGAAAAGAUACCUCCAUGUCCACUGAAAAUGGAUCCACCAAUAUGAAAGAUCGUCCAGUGAACAAUCUCUCGAAGAAAGGAGCACCGAAUAUGGAACCCCUGCCAGAAAUGCCCUCCUGCGACGAUCUGGCCUCCAGCGGUGUAGAAAGCUGGCUCGAUUCCUCGAGCAAGUAUCACAGCUGUGAAAUCGUGGACGAAGACUAG